Molecule: messenger RNA, 1768 nt
Organism: Passer montanus (Eurasian tree sparrow)
Lineage: Eukaryota; Metazoa; Chordata; Aves; Passeriformes; Passeridae
Gene: PROCR
Product: protein C receptor
Exons: 4
Coding region: 200-874 (224 amino acids)
Biological process (GO): negative regulation of coagulation
Molecular function (GO): signaling receptor activity
Source: RefSeq, a predicted model, not a curated record
AACAUCCCACGGGCCGGCCGCGGGGCCAGCAGCGCCGUGCCGUGCCGAGCUCCGAGCCGGGCCAGCAGCGCCGUGCCGUGCCGUGCCGAGUUCCGAGCCGGGCCAGCAGCGUGUCCCCAGCGCCGUGCCUGGCCAGCAGCGUGUCCCCAGCGCCGUGCCGGGCCAGCAGCGUGUCCCCAGCGCGGUGCCCGUCCCCAGGAUGCUGCGGCUGCUGCUGCUGCUCGGCGGGGUCCUGGGCUGCGCAGCGGAGCCGGCGGCUCCGCUCGCCUUCACCAUGCUCCAGCUGACCCGCGUCUAUAAGGGUAAUUCCAUGUUCCGGGGGAACGCCAGUCUGAAUGGGCAGCUCAGCCAUCUCCUGGAAGGGAAUAAUGUCACCCAGGUGCUCCCGCUGGAGCCUCCGGACGCCUGGGCCCGGCGGCAGAACGAGGUGAUGGACUACCUGCAGAGCUUCAGGCAGCUGGUGAUACUCUUCAACAAGGAGAGACCCACCGAUUUCACCCAUCACCUGUGCUGCCACCUGGGCUGCCGCCUCUACCCCAACGGCACAGCGCAGAGCUUCUACGAGGUGACCCUCAACAGGACGGCGUUCCUCAGCUUCCACGUCCCCAGCGCCACCUGGGAGCGGCGCUGGCCCGGAGAGCUCCCGGUGGCCUCCUUCGCCCAGCAGGAGCUGAUGAAAUACUCCAAAACCACCCAGGACCUGCAGUAUUUCCUCAACACCACCUGUGUCAGCAUCCUGGAGGCUCAGAGUGCCAGGACAGGAAGGGUCAGCGGCCGAUCGCGCACCCCGCUGGUACUGGGGCUGGUCCUGGGCAGCCUCAGCCUGCUGGGCAUGGCCCUGGGCAUCUUCCUCUGCACGGGAGGGAGCUGCUAGCGUGGGCAGCUGUCCCAUGUCACCCCAUGGACACAGGGGACGGACCUGGCAUCUCCCCGUGCAGCCAUCACCACCCUGUGGAGUCAGGGAUGGAUCCAUCAUCUUCCCAAGGAUCCAGCAACUCUCUGUGGAUCCAUCACCACCCCGUGGAGGCAGGGGACAGACCCAUCAUUUCCCUGUGGAGUCAGGGAUGGAUCCAUCAUCUUCCCAAGGAUCCAGCAACUCUCUGUGGAUCCAUCACCACCCCGUGGAGGCAGGGGACAGACCCAUCAUUUCCCUGUGGAGUCAGGGAUGGAUCCAUCAUCUUCCCAAGGAUCCAGCAACUCUCCGUGGAUCCAUCAUCACCCUGGGGAGGCAGGGGCUGGUUCCAUCAUCCCUGCACGGAGCCAGAGGCUGGUUCCAGCAUCCCUGCACAGAGACAGAGGAUGGAUCCAUCAUCCCUGCACAGAGACAGAGGAUGGAUCCAUCAUCCCUGCAUGGAGACAGAGGAUGGAUCCAUCAUGCCUGCAUGGAAACAGAGGAUGGAUCCAUCAUCCCUCCGUGGAGGCAGGGACCGAGCCCAUCCCUCACAAGGGAUGCGUGUCCUCAGUGCCACAGGCUUUGCUCCUCAAGGACACAAGUGGCUUCCCAGUCCUGUCCCAGCUGGACUGACCCCUCCAGCAGCCCCCAGCCCUGUGGACGGUCCUCACGCCAGGCAAUGCACUAAGACUCCACACAGAAACACUGGGCAUGCAUGGAAGAAUGGGGGGGAGAGGCGUGGGGGGAAAGCAGCAGAAGAAACAGUCAUGGAACUGUUAAAAGGAUGGUGUUAAACCCUCAUUCAUCCCUGCUCCACUGGGGAUGGAGGGAGGAUGUCACACCUUGGGUAAUAAAACCAUCCAUCAGCUCCCACCA